AUGGGCGACCUGGAGCUGCUGCUGCCCGGGGAGGCGGAUGUGCUGGUGCGGGGCCUGCGCAGCUUCCCCCUGCGGGAGAUAGGAACUGAAGGGUGGAACCGGCAGCACGAGAACCUGGAGAAGCUGAACAUGCAGGCCAUCCUGGAUGCUACGGUCAGCCAGAGCGAGCCCAUCCAGGAGCUGCUGGUCACCCACGGCAAGGUCCCGACACUGGUGGCAGAGCUGAUCAGUGUGCAGCUGUGGAAACAGAAGGUGUUCCCUGUAUUAUGCAGGCUGGAAGACUUCAAGCCCCAGAACACCUUCCCCAUAUACAUGGUGGUGCACCACGAGGCCUCCAUCAUCAACCUCCUGGAGACAGUGUUUUUCCACAAGGAGGUGUGCGAAUCUGCAGAAGACACUGUCUUGGACCUAGUGGACUACUGUCACCGCAAACUGGCCAUGCUGGUGUCCCGGAGUGGCCAGAGCAGUUCCCUUGAGGAGGAAGACUCUCAGGACACCACCCCCAUGCAGGAACUACAGAAACAGGCUGAGCUGAUGGAGUUUGAGAUCGCACUGAAAGCUCUCUCGGUAUUGCGCUAUAUCACCGACUGUGUGGACAGCCUCCCACUGAGUGUCCUGAGCCGGAUGCUCAGCACCCACAACCUGCCCUGCCUCCUGGUGGAACUGCUGGAGCACAGUCCUUGGAGUAGGCGGGAAGGAGGCAAGCUGCAGAGAUUUGAGGGCGGCCGUUGGCAUAUAGUGUCCCCUUCAGAGCAGCAGAAGCUGAGCAAAUUGGACGGGCAAGUGUGGCUUGCCCUGUACAACCUGCUGCUGAGCCCUGAGGCCCGCUCUCGCUACUGCCUCACAAGCUUCGCCAAGGGACAGCUGCUCAAACUUCGUGCCUUCCUCACCGACACCCUGCUGGACCAGCUGCCCAAUCUGGCUGACCUGCAGGGUUUCCUGGCCCACCUGGCCCUGGUGGAACCCCAGCCCCUUAAGAAGGAUCUGGUGCUAGAACAAAUCCCAGAAAUCUGGGAACAGCUGGAGCGAGAGAACAAGGGCAAGUGGCAGGCGAUCGCCAAGCACCAGCUUCAGCACGUGUUCAGUCCAUCUGAGAAGGACCUGCGGCUGCAGGCAGCAAGAUGGGCGGAGACCUAUCGGCUGGAUGUGCUGGAGGCCAUCGCUCCAGAUGGACCCCGCUGUGGCUAUUGCAGUGCUGGGGCCACCAAGCGCUGCUCCAGGUGUCGGAAGGAGUGGUACUGCUGCAGGGAGUGCCAAGUGAAGCACUGGGAGAAGCACAAGAAGGCUUGUGUCCCAGCAACGCAGGAUGACAGAGCCAAGUGAAGGACUGUAACUGCCCAGGGAUGCCCCAUCCCUGUGCCAAGGCCACCCACCCUGAACCCCCUGAUCCCCUCUGGCUUCUUCUGCCCUGGACCGCUGCUGCAGGCUGCCGGGUGGUGGUGAGCUCAGCAGAGAGAAGUAGAGCUGCUGACCCAUCCCCACCCCCAUUUCCUGCCCCACCCGUGGGCAGGCAGAAGGCGCUGCCUCAGCAAACUGGAAGGGGGCCGGAUGUGGGGACCCUCUUCCCCCCCACACACACACCCGUAGCACCAUAAAGCUGGUCCCCAAGACACA
Molecule: messenger RNA, 1614 nt
Organism: Ochotona curzoniae (black-lipped pika)
Lineage: Eukaryota; Metazoa; Chordata; Mammalia; Lagomorpha; Ochotonidae
Gene: ZMYND10
Product: zinc finger MYND-type containing 10
Exons: 12
Coding region: 1-1323 (440 amino acids)
Biological process (GO): inner dynein arm assembly; outer dynein arm assembly; motile cilium assembly
Cellular component (GO): cytoplasm; centriolar satellite
Source: RefSeq, a predicted model, not a curated record